This is a messenger RNA of Panicum virgatum (switchgrass), 1938 nucleotides long. Its product is annotated as putative cis-zeatin O-glucosyltransferase. The transcript has a single exon. Bases 206 to 1609 code for a protein of 467 amino acids. The record is from RefSeq and is a predicted model, not a curated record. Gene Ontology annotation, molecular function: UDP-glycosyltransferase activity. Lineage: Eukaryota; Viridiplantae; Streptophyta; Magnoliopsida; Poales; Poaceae.
CUCUGCACCCCCGGCCAAAUCAUGGUGGAAGCUAGCUUAAGCCACGGGGCAUCCGGCCAUGUCGCAAACAUCAAAUGCCACGGCCUGAUGGGCGGCCAUCAUCAAGACAUCAAGAACCUAGCGUUCACCCGCUGCAGGCUGAUCUGCCGGGGACGGGAAGUGAGCCCCGCGGACGGAGCACGACGCGAGCCGACGCAACACCCCCAUGGAGUCCUCCGUCGCGGUCGUGGCGGUGCCGUUCCCGGCGCAGGGCCACCUGAACGCGCUGCUGCACCUGUCGCUGCAGCUCGCGGCGCGCGGCCUGCCCGUCCACUACGCGGCGCCCGCGGAGCUCGCCCGCCAGGCCCGCGCGCGCGUGCACGGCUGGGGCGACAGCGCCCUCCGCCGCGUCCGGUUCCACGAGCUCCCGAUCGCCGCGUACGCCUCGCCGCCCCCUGACGCCGGAGCCUCGGCGGCCUUCCCGUCCCACCUCAUGCCGCUGUGGGAGGCCUUCACGGCCGGCGCGCCCGCCCCGCUCGCGGCGCUCCUCGCCGCGGUCUCCGCCUCCCCCCGCCGCGUCGUCGUCCUCUACGACAUGGCCAACGCCUUCGCCGCCGAGGCGGCCGCGCGGCUGCCCAACGGCGAGGGGUUCGCGCUGGCCUGCACCUCCCUGUCGAGCCUCCUCUGGCAGGCGGACGCCGGGUGCCGCCUCCUGCGCGAGCGCGGCGUCGAUUACGUCCCCGUAUUCGCCUACAUCACGGAGGAGUUCAUGGAGUACGCGAGCAAUCGGAUGAGAUCAGCGCAGACGAUACCAUCCAGCUCCGGCGUCCUCACCAACACCUGCCGCGCGGUCGAGGGUCCGUUCAUCGAUUGGUUCGCCGAGCAGGUGGCUCCUGCCGGCAAGAAGCUCUUCAACAUCGGCCCCUUGAACCCGUUGCUCGACGUCGACGCGAGUUCAUCCGUCGCGCACGAAAGCGGGAAGCGCCACGAGUGCCUGGAUUGGCUCGACAGGCAGCCGCCGGCAUCCGUGCUCUACGUGUCGUUCGGCUCGACGUCGUCGCUGCGAGGUGAGCAGGUCGCGGAGCUCGCCGCGGCGCUGCGCGGCAGCAGGCAGUGGUUCAUCUGGGUGCUGCGCGACGCCGACCGCGGCAACGUGUUCACGGACCACGGCGAGGACCGGCACGCCAAGUUCCUGUCCGAGUUCACGGAGCAGGCCCAGGGCUGGGGGGUGGUGGUCACCGGGUGGGCGCCGCAGCUGGAGAUCCUGGCGCACGGCGCCACGGCGGCGUUCUUGAGCCACUGCGGCUGGAACUCGACGGUGGAGAGUCUGGGCCACGGGAAGCCCAUCCUGGCAUGGCCCAUGCACUCGGAUCAACCGUUGAACUCUGAGCUGGUGUGCAAGCACCUCAAGGCUGGCAUCCUAGUGAGGCCGAUCGAAAUGCAGAGGGAGGUGAUAGUGAUACCCAGCGCGACCAUACAGGAGGCAAUUGAGAAGAUGAUGGUCUCGGAUGAAGGGCGCCAGGUCCAGCAGCGCGCAAUGGAGCUAGGCGAAGCCGUACGUUCAUCGGCGGUGGUAGGCGGAGCAUCGCACAAGGACCUUGAGGACUUCAUUACUCACAUGACCAGGUGAUACAUGAGAGAGAGAGAUGGGUGGGGAACUGUCUUCAUAUCUUCCUUUCAGAAAAAAAAACUGAUUUCUUACUUCUAUGGCACCUUAUCCUUUUCAAUUUGUGUCAUUUUCAAGUGAGCUUGAGCUUUAGAAAUUUAAGAACAUUCUGGCUGUAUCUACUGCAUCGGCAUUACACUCGUCUCAUCUCAUGUGCCGGCCGGCGGCCUUCAACAGAAAAAUAUCGAGUGACGGGAAAAGACAGAUUUUACUAGGUCUAGGAAUAUCGUUCUGAAAAAAGAAAGAAAAUCUCCAUGUUAUUGCCGUACCUAUGAAUCUAUGAUGAUGGAUGC